Molecule: messenger RNA, 2844 nt
Organism: Tachysurus vachellii
Lineage: Eukaryota; Metazoa; Chordata; Actinopteri; Siluriformes; Bagridae
Gene: armc3
Product: armadillo repeat containing 3
Exons: 17
Coding region: 90-2528 (812 amino acids)
Molecular function (GO): protein binding
Source: RefSeq, a predicted model, not a curated record
ACCACAGCUGGUGGUGGGAGGAGGCCGAAAGUGGUUCCCAAGAUUGACACACUUUCUACGAAACGUUGCGGCAAAAACACGUUUCAGACAUGAAAUUUGGGGCCUCAGAAAAAUUCCUGAAUGAUGUCUGGUAUCUUUAUGGUAAUAAGAAGUGCAUUAAAACCAAGUGCCUUUAUGACAGAAUGGGAAAAAAAAUAAAGAAGGAAGCUGAACCACAACCCAAACAAGGAUUUGAACCUCUGCCUAUUGAGAGCAAGAAUGCUGCAACGGUGAUUCUUAUGCUUCAGUCUCCUGAGGAAGAAGUGGUUGUCAAAGCCGUCGAAGCCAUUUAUAAGUUUGCAGAGAAAGGUGAUGAGAACAAGAGCUCUCUGAUGGCUUUAGGGGCAGUGGAACCUCUAACUUGCCUUCUAAAACAUGACAGUAAAACUGUUUGCAAAAACGCUUUCAUGGCUCUGGGUGUCCUGGUUUCAGACAAAGAUGUCAAACGAUUGAUCAAGAAACUAAAUAUUAUUCCAUCUAUCAUCACCAAACUGGCACCAGAAGAAGACAUUACUGUUCAUGAAUUUGCCACUCUGCUUUUGGCACAUCUGUCUGUGGACAUGACAUGCAAGGUUCAGAUCUUCCAUAAUGAUGGACUGAAACCUCUCCUCACUCUACUGUCCAGCACGGAUCCUGAUGUAAAAAAACAAUCGGUGGAAUGCAUCUACAAUCUUGUUCAGGAAAUUUCUAGUCGGGUUGCAGUGCAUACAUUCAACGGAAUCCCCCCACUGCUGGAGCUGCUGAGCUCUGAAUUUCCCAUCAUUCAGCAGUUUGCUCUGCGCACCCUAGAGACCAUCAAUAAGGACAGAGACAGUCGAACAGCAUUCAGAGAACAGAAUGGAUUUGCUAGAAUCCUGGAGUUUCUCACAAAGAAAGAGUUUAGUGACCUCCAUGUGGAAGCUCUGAAAGUCAUCUCAAAUUGUAUGGAGGACACUGAGUCCAUGCAGCUGAUUCAGGAGAAUGGAGGCCUGGAGAACUUGCUGCAAUUUCUCAUUACACCCACUGCUCAUGAUAUCCAGGCUACUGCGGUUGAAACUAUCAGCAAAGCAGCGCAGAGUAAUGGGAUCAGACUUAUUGUGCAGCUGCUAAACAGUGAGGGAGAUAGGGUAAAAGAGGUUGCAGCAGAAGCCUUAUCAAGCCUUACCCACGCAAACCAGCCGAAUGCAUAUGCUGUUUAUGAAGCAGAAGGAGACAAGCUUCUUGUCCAGCUUCUACAGAAUGGCUCUCCUCAAGCAGUAGUACAUGCAACAGCUGUUCUGAUCAACAUGGCAUCACAGGAUGUGAUCCGCUCUCGCAUUAUCUCCCACGGAGCCAUCCAGGCAUUACUGAAACCCCUCAACUCCACUGAUAAACCCACACUCACCAACGUCACUCAGGCUGUAGCUGCACUCACUUGUGAUGCAGAGGGAAGGGCUGAGUUAAGAAGUGUUGGAGCUUUGCCACAACUGGUUAAUCUGCUAACAUCAAAGGAUCCUGAUAUUCGGCGAAAUGCAUGCUGGGCAGUGACUGUGUGUGCGAACGAUGAGCCAACAGCCACAGAAAUGUGCAGAUUAGGGGCUUUGGAGAUCCUCCAGGAGAUCAACUCCUCACUGAGCCGUAAGAAUAAGUUCAGUGAGGCAGCCCUGCAGAGGCUCUUGGAUAGUAACCUCUCUCUAAAAUACAGCCUUACAGGAUGUCUCCUCUCCACUGAUAUCACUACUGACGGGUUCUAUGAUCCAGGACAGACCAAAGAUGGUCAAAGGGUUCCUGAUCUUGAAGAUAUAGCAAAGCAGGUUAUCAAUCAGCGCCGAGCAGUCAUAGCAGUUAAUGGAAACCCCCCAGAUGAGACAAUUACUGAUUCACAAGAGAAGGGGCAGCAGCAGAGUCCUACAGAAAGUCAGAUCUCGACUGUAAUGAGCAGCCAAGGGAGCAUCAAAACAACUAGUAAAUCAAAAGCCAAAGGGGCGCAGGAGGACGAGAUUCAGAGUCUUGACAUUGAGUGUAAACCCCAGGAGGAAGCAGUAGUAGAGAAGCCAUGGACACUGCCAUAUGAUGCUCAGUUGAAUAAUCUGAUCAAAGAGACCUUCAGAUCUGUCAUGCCCUUACAUGAUGAGGUGGAAAUGUACACUGCCCUGGCAAAGUUGGUGUGUGAUGCAAUGGGGGGGCCAAUAGAUAUUGAGCAACAAUAUGAUUUUCUUUGGGAGCUUCACCUGAGUGAGCUGAAGGUUGAGAUGCAGUCAAACAUCAUUCCUAUCGGCAAGAUCAAAAAGGGAACCUACUACCACAGAGCCUUACUCUUCAAGGUUUUAUCAGACAGAAUUGGCUUGAGCUGCAGUCUGGUGAGAGGAGACUACAAUCGUGCCUGGAAUGAAGUUCUGCUCCCCUCCACCACCACAAGAGCUACUGGAUUAUACCCUCAUCUUCAGACUUACAUCAUAGAUCUUAUGCACAAGCCUGGAACCCUUAUAACGUGUGAAACACCUGCUGCUGAACAGUACCAGACAAUCUAAUAAAAACACAUUAUUUUAUAGUUUAUAGCUUUUACUAUGGCCAUCUUAGCUUUAUACAUUAUAUUUGUAAUGAGCAUAAAGAUAAUCCUGUUCAAUCAACAAUUAAUCCUUCAACUGGCUUGUAUUAUGUUUUUAUAACUGACAGAUAUUUCAUUCUGAUGCUGACAUAAUUGAAUUAAAUAUCAUUGGUCUCAAAGGAUAGUUUACUUACUAAAUAAAAGAGAAUAAUGUUGUUUAAGGUAACUGUGUAAUAAUUUACACAUGCAGUUUGAAUGAUGAUAAUCUGGAAGCUAUAUGUGCCAUCAUCUAUAGAAAA